This is a messenger RNA of Carassius gibelio (silver crucian carp), 956 nucleotides long. It is a transcript of the gene gpx4b, whose product is annotated as glutathione peroxidase 4b. The transcript has 7 exons. Gene Ontology annotation, biological process: response to oxidative stress. The record is from RefSeq and is a predicted model, not a curated record. NCBI's taxonomy places the organism in Eukaryota, Metazoa, Chordata, Actinopteri, Cypriniformes, Cyprinidae. Gene Ontology annotation, molecular function: glutathione peroxidase activity.
UGCCGCAGGAUGUUUCAGCGAGCGCUGAGCGGCGUCUCUGAUUGGCUGAGGCUGACAGAAGAGGCGUGUCCUAGUACCGCAGCACUAUGUGGUUGUUUCAGCGAGCGCUGUUGAUCGGGGCGCUGGGAAGCAAGAGCUUCGCUAGAGCCAUGUGUGCCCAGGCCAACGACUGGCAGUCGGCCAAAUCCAUAUACGAAUUCUCAGCCAAAGACAUCGAUGGAAAUGAAGUGUCUCUGGAGAAAUACAGGGGUUAUGUGUGCAUCAUCACUAACGUAGCCUCUAAAUGAGGGAAGACUCCUGUAAACUACACUCAGUUUGCGGCGAUGCACGCCACGUACACUGAGAAAGGUUUACGCAUCCUGGGCUUCCCCUGCAACCAGUUUGGAAAGCAGGAGCCUGGGACAGAGGCGGAGAUCAAGGAGUUUGCCGAAGGCUACAAGGCAGAGUUUGACCUCUUCAGUAAGAUCGAGGUGAACGGAGACGGAGCUCAUCCGCUCUGGAAAUGGAUGAAGGAGCAGCCCAAAGGCAGAGGAACUCUGGGAAACAACAUCAAGUGGAAUUUCACUAAGUUCCUCAUCGACAAAGAAGGUCAGGUUGUGAAGAGGUAUGGACCAAUGGACGAUCCAAGCGUUGUUGAAAAGGAUCUUCCCAAGUACCUGUAGCCUUUGGGAUCGAACCCGAUCUCCCUCCGUCCCAUGUGUGUGUAGAAAUGCGUCUCCUCUGUACUCGAUGGCUGGAUGUUUGCAGGGUGAAGCCCAGAUCAGUGACGGCCGUUCCUCAAGCCUGUGUUCAGGUGGGGAUGGCCUGAUGUCCUCCGGCGUGCAUAUUCUCUGGGAAAGCCCUGCGAUGUCCAGCCGUGCGAGCAGAGAGGAGCUGAACCGCUCUGAAAUCACUGGUGUAUCUGUAGAAGCUAUUCUCAUCAACAGCUGUGAUCAUUAAACAGUAGAUCAAACUUC